AUGUGGGCCCUAACAGAAGGCGACAAGAGCCCAGGAACUGGUGACAGAAUUUCGGGACAUGGAGAUGUCUCGAGUCAACGGGAGGCGAUGAACGCACGAUUUAAAGAUGCACCGACGCCGGCAGUCAACACCCGGAAACGAAAGUUGGACCCUACAGCUUACACUGUAGGCUGGAUCUGCGCUCUGAGAAUAGAGCAUUUUGCCGCGCGUCCACUUUUCGAUGAGGAGCACGUAGGGCCAGAAGCUUUGACUGGUAUUAGAGAUUUCGAAUAUACCUUAGGCAGAGUGGGAGAACACAACGUUGUUAUCGUUGUCAUGCCUGAGGCAUGUUCAAAUGCCGCCUCUAUUGCCGCUCAACAUCUCUCAUAUAGCUUUCCCAACAUCCAGUUCGGUCUCAUGGUUGGCAUUGGAGGCGGGGCGCCGAGUCAGAAACAUGAUAUACGCCUUGGCGAUAUUGUUGUUGGUGUCCCUCGUGGUGACAAACAUGGUGUAUUACAGUACGAUAUGGGCAAGACCAUGCAAGAUGGAAGCCUCCACAUAACAGGCUUUUUAAAUCCGCCGCCAAUCUUUCUGCGAAAUGCGGUGGACAGACUCCAGUUCCAGUAUGAGAUUCCAGGCCAGCAACUUCAAUUAACUAUCAACAAUAUCCUCAGCAGAAACCCCAGAUUACAAACCUUUAAGCGACCACAUGCCAGCGCGGACAGGCUGUAUCAAGCUGAAGUCACGCAUCCUCCAGGUACAGCGAGCUGUGAGACGUCCUGCGGUAACGAACCGAUGAAGCUUGUGCUGCGACAUGAGCGGGUUCCGUUCGAAAACGAUCCGGCUGUUCAUUAUGGGGUGAUUGCCUCAGCAAGCCAGGUAGUAAGGAAUGCUUUUAUUCGCGAUAAGUUAGCAGAGAAGAAUAUUCUUUGUUUUGAAAUGGAAGCUGCUGGCUUAAUAAGCCACUUUUCAUGCUUAGUCAUUCGUAGCACGUAG
Molecule: messenger RNA, 975 nt
Organism: Metarhizium acridum CQMa 102
Lineage: Eukaryota; Fungi; Ascomycota; Sordariomycetes; Hypocreales; Clavicipitaceae
Biological process (GO): nucleoside metabolic process
Molecular function (GO): catalytic activity
Source: RefSeq, a predicted model, not a curated record